Molecule: messenger RNA, 10383 nt
Organism: Nerophis lumbriciformis (worm pipefish)
Lineage: Eukaryota; Metazoa; Chordata; Actinopteri; Syngnathiformes; Syngnathidae
Gene: col4a3
Product: collagen, type IV, alpha 3
Cellular component (GO): collagen trimer; extracellular matrix
Molecular function (GO): extracellular matrix structural constituent
Source: RefSeq, a predicted model, not a curated record
GUCAAGCAGCACCUUGUCGACUGCUCAGGAGAAGCCCCGCCCACUCAGACCAGACUCCACCUCCAGCUGCUUGCCAGCCAAUGAUGACCCUGCGAUGCUGCAGAAUCGUGCAGGUUACUGAUCAGUGACGUCACAGUCGAGCUGAUUGGCGGUUGGCUGGUCAUGUGACGCCAGUCAAUCAAUGGGACGAUUAACAGCUGUCUUACCUGAAGCCGUGGCGCUGCUCCGCGGCGUCACUCGACCUUCAUGUCGCCAAAAAGACUCCGCGGGACUCGGGCGGGAGCAUCAGUGGCGCCAAAGCCAAGUGGGACAUGUUCACACUUCCGGUGGGUGGUCGCGCAUGCCAAAAUAAAAGCUCACCCAGGCCGUUGCUUAAUGGGAUUAUUUUGCCUCCAGCAUAGAACACCACAUCGAAUAUCUAGUAAUCGUUUGUCUAACGGACAGUCACAAAACAAGGAAGUGUUGUUAGAAAGACAAAGCAGUUAAGAUGUGGGUUUUUUUUAACUGAGAGGAAGUAUAACUUAUUCAACUUUUAUUGAUGUUGUUUUCUACAAGGGUCACCUGACCACAGUAAAAACUAUAUUUACUAUACCGAAAAAUAGUCAACAGGAAGUCAUCUUAAAUUAGAGGACACGUUUAUAGAAAUGUUGGUAUAACAACGAGAAUUAACACGUUGGAUAAUGUGGACGUUAGUAACUCAAGCAUAAAAGAAAGUACAAGGUUUAAUUUUGAAGUCACAAACCGGAAAUGCAAGAGUGAAUGAUGGCGAUUGACUCGGGGGAACAGACACCCUGAGCGGCAGGUUGGUGACCCGCCAGAAGCCGAACUGAGCCGGGCCGAGGAGAGGACCCGAAUCGAACCGGACCGGGUGAGCUCAAAGUGGACUAAAUCGAGGCUGAAAGUCACUUUCAUGGUUCUUCUGGGGGGCUCUGGGGCGCCCUUCCUGCCGCUGCUGGUGCUCCUCCUCCGCGGAUCUCCGGGAGACGCCGAGACGGUGUGUCACUGCAACGGGAAGUCCUUGUGUCACUGCGAUGGGGUGAAAGGUCAAAAGGGGGAGCCGGGUUACCUGGGAUACGGUGGGCUGCCGGGAGUGAUGGGUUACCCCGGCAACGAGGGAGGCCAAGGUCCUGAAGGAGAGAAGGGUCAGCGGGGCCUUGCAGGGCGUGUCGGACUGAAAGGCUCUCGGGGUAUUUCAGGACCACCAGGUUUUCCAGGACCCCCAGGCCUGCCGGGACUUCCUGGCCGUGAGGGGUCCACGGGACGGGCAGGGGUCCCAGGAUGCAACGGGACCCAGGGUGAAGACGGCUUCCCUGGUUUUCCUGGACGUCCAGGACCUGUUGGCCUGCGAGGCCGGCCUGGACUGAGAGGAGCCAAGGGAGACUCCGUCACCUUCCCAGAUUCUCCCGGCAUUAAAGGAGCACCAGGACGCCAAGGACCCGAUGGAGCUUUGGGCUUGACCGGAGAACCGGGUGGACCAGGUCUUCAAGGACCUCCAGGACCUGCUGGACUUCCUGGAAGUCCAGGGCUUCCAGGGUCCCCGGGAGAAAAGGGUCAAGAGGGUCCCAGUCCGGUGAUCCCAGGUCCCCAAGGUCAGAAGGGGGGUCGCGGACCACCAGGAGUUCCCGGCCAAAAAGGAAUCAAAUUGUAUGCAGAAGGACCCAAAGAACUGAAGGGCGAGCCGGGUGAUGUUGGGGAGAAAGGUUGUCCUGGACCUACGGGUCCACUGGGGGAAACGGGCCUUAAAGGAGACAAGGGCGAGCGAGGUGACCCUGGUACACUGGGAAAACAAGGAAAGGACGGACUCCUCGGAGAACUUGGGCAACCGGGAGAACCAGGAGACCGAGGGUACCUGGGCCCCCCAGGCAUCGAUGGAGCACAGGGCGAGAAAGGCGACUUUGGUCCUCCGGGUCCUCCAGGCGAGAUUUUUUUGAAGCACAGAUUCGUGAAGGGUCAGCCUGGUGUUCCCGGGCCACCCGGACAAGCAGGAGCCCCCGGCGAACCAGGACUUAUCGGGUUCCCUGGACUGCAGGGCGAGCCAGGGGAGGGUCCACCUGGUCAACCGGGUCCUAAGGGACCACCUGGCUUUACAGGCCCAAAAGGAGAACCAGGGGAGCCUGGGCCGUUCGUUAUUGGCCGUCCAGGACAACCUGGGGCCCCAGGAGCUACAGGGUCUGAGGGAGAACCAGGAGAACCAGGAAUACCAGAAUUACUGCAAGGAGAUGUUGGACUUCCAGGUGCCAAAGGUUUGAAAGGCCUGAUGGGACCUCCGGGGACCAGAGGACAGGAAGGCCCGGAAGGCGAGAAGGGGGAGGUGUGUUUGGUCUGUCCGGUUGUCGUGGGACCCCCUGGACCUCCAGGCGAACCAGGGAAACCAGGUGCAGAUGGGCAGAGAGGUGCACCUGGCACUCCUGGACCCAAAGGUCUCAAUGGGGUGAAAGGUAUUGCCGGAGUACCUGGUCUACAGGGCCUCUUUGGCAUCCCAGGACAGCCAGGAGCUCCUGGUUCAACAGGUGUACCUGGCAUUGUGAGGAGGAUCGGACAGAAGGGUGAUGUUGGGGACCAAGGAAUCACUGGACCUCCAGGCCGUGAGGGUGCAGAAGGAUCAUCUGGAAUACCAGGACCCAACGGGACACCAGGACUGAAGGGAAACCUUGGACCCCAAGGACCAAAAGGUGACAGAGGUCCUGUUGGAGAGACUGGUCCUAGGGGCCAGAUAGGACAAAUGGGGCCAUCAGGGCUUCCAGGCAUCGGGGUUCCAGGACCUCCAGGACCCCCAGGUGAUGUUGGAGUUUUAGGCCAGCGAGGAGAUCCCGGUAAACCAGGAGAAAAAGGUUCUUCUGGUGAAAUCAUAACCAUUCAGGGAGAUCCUGGCCAGAAGGGGAUUAAGGGUUCAUCUGGGAAUCCUGGACCAGAAGGUGUGAUGGGACGCCCUGGGAAUCUUGGACUGGUAGGUCUGAAGGGAGAAAAGGGAGAGGAAGGAUUUACUUUCCAGGGUCCUCCAGGCUUCCCAGGGGUGAAGGGACUCAAAGGCCUUCCAGGAAGACCAGGUACGGCAAGUUACGGAAGCAAGGGGCGCUCUGGACCAUCAGGGCCUCCGGGAAGACCGGGCUUGAAGGGGGAUGCCGGUUUUGGUUUUCCGGGUCAGCUCGGCCAAGUAGGGCCACAAGGAGAAGAUGGCUCUCUGGGACCACCAGGAUCUGAAGGUCCCCGAGGGACUUUUGGAGUUCCAGGAUCUGCUGGGUUGGAUGGACUUCCAGGUCCCAAAGGUUGUAGUGGUCUGGAUGGUGUUCCAGGACCGCCUGGUCCUGUUGGACCUUGUUUUCCAGGAAGACCUGGAUCUUUAGGAAGGCAAGGUCCGAUGGGACUCAUCGGCUUCCCAGGAGCGAGAGGUCAAAAGGGCCAGCUAGGUGAUCCUGGACUGCCUGGCAUGGGAGCCCUCGGACCCCAAGGACCAUUUGGGGUCCCGGGAUUUGAUGGAACUCCAGGUCUGCCAGGAGCCAUUGGGUUGAAGGGACAGAGUGGGACCACUGGUCAACCAGGAAUCCCAGGUAUCAGAGGAGACAUGGGUCUUCCAGGAGUCCGUGGAAGUCCGGGGGACAUAGGGAAGCCAGGAGAGGCUGGGAGUCCUGGGCCGCAAGGUCAGGUGGGUGUAGAUGGAACGACAGGUUCCCGGGGGCCACCAGGGCCUUGGGGAAACCCAGGGGAGAUAGGACCGAAAGGGGAACAGAUCACUGUGCAGAUGUAUGGAGACUCUGGAGACCUUGGAGAGCCUGGAACUCCAGGUCUGAGUGGUGCUAUAGGCAAUCAGGGUACCCCAGGAUCUCCAGGUCGUGACGGCACCAAUGGUAGACCUGGAAGUGCUGGACCUCAAGGACUUCCUGGAGAACCUGGUAGAGAUGGAGAGAUAGGCCCUCCUGGUUCCUGUGGCCUUCCCGGCAAUCGUGGUGAUCUCGGAAUGCCAGGUUGCAAAGGGGAAAGGGGAUCUUUAGGGCCUUGUGGAAAUCCCGGUUUUGAUGGAAAUGUUGGACUGGAGGGACUAAAGGGUGCAAAAGGGGAACCCAGUUUACCUGGACCUGGACCUAAAGGACAAUCUGGAGAGAAGGGACAGCCAGGUUGUCCAGGUCCUGCAGGUACACAGGGGACCCCAGGAAAUAGAGGAGACGAUGGUCCUCCAGGAGAUUGUGGUCCCUGUGGCCCUAAAGGAAACACUGGACCUCCUGGAUGCAGAGGUCCACCGGGCUCUUCUGGUAACAAAGGUUGUGAUGGGCCUCCAGGGGUCAACGGACCUCCAGGACCUAGCGGUCUUACAGGUAACAAGGGGGCUCCUGGAGAUCCUGGUUUACCUGGGUUCAGAGGUAGCCAGGGACAGGAUGGAAUACCAGGACCUCCUGGGGAAAAAGGAGCCAUGGGAGCACCUGGAAUCGGAGCCAGAGGAGCAGAAGGGACAAAAGGUCCACCAGGUUGUGCUGGAGAAAAGGGAUCCUCUGGUACGUGUGGUCAUCCAGGGCCAUCUGGUCCCGAAGGAAAUCCAGGUUGUCCUGGACCUCCUGGGUCCCCUGGACUUCCUGGUCUUCGUGGCAGGCCGGGACUCUGCACUGAAGGAGACAAUGGAGGAAAAGGACUAAGUGGAGAGCGAGGGACCACAGGUCCGCCGGGUUGUCGAGGUCCUCCUGGUCCUCCAGGUCCUGGACUUAAAGGAGAGAAGGGAACUAAAGGGGCAACAGGUAAACCUGGAAUACCUGGUUGCCAUGGGGAUCUUGGCCAGCGAGGCAGGCCGGGUGAAGACGGACCACAAGGAGUACCGGGACUUAAAGGCCUGAUGGGAGAAACUGGUGUUACAGGACCUGUCGGUAUGAAGGGCGAGGAUGGUCCACCGGGCCUCAAAGGUUCUCAUGGACCUCCAGGACAACCUGGGAGACAAGGAGAAAGGGGAAAGGACGUGUCCAGGGAUGUGGUGGUCUUACCAGGAGACCAAGGAUUGCCAGGAGAUGAGGGACUUCCAGGAGAACCAGGGAGCCCAGGAACCAGAGGGAGACCUGGUAGUACAGGCCCUAAAGGUAGUCGAGGGGUGGCUGGGCGGAGGGGCUGGCCUGGUUUUCCUGGGAUGAAAGGGGACAUUGGUGACAGAGGAGUACCAGGAACAACAGGUGUCAUGGGUACACAAGGUCCUAUGGGUGGAAAAGGUCCUCGGGGUUCCCCAGGUUCAUGUGAGGAUGUACCAGAGAAGGACGGCUUCCUGUUCACCCGGCACAGUCAGGAGGUUUUUGUCCCGGAAUGCCCUGCAGGAUCCAGCAAAGUGUACAGCGGAUUUUCCCUGCUUUUCAUCAACGGGAACAACCGAGCUCACGGACAAGACCUGGGUGCUUUAGGGAGUUGUCUGCCUCGUUUUAGCACCAUGCCCUUCCUCUUCUGCAACACGGACAACACCUGUCGCUACGCCGCACGUAACGACUACUCCUAUUGGCUCUCCACCCACCGACCGGGGCUCAGCACCAUGGCCUUCAUCUCAGGGCCGCUACUGAAGAAUUACAUCAGCCGGUGCACGGUGUGUGAGGCCACGGCCAACGUGAUCACGGUCCACAGUCAGACCCGUGAGCUUCCAUCGUGUCCGUCUGGAUGGGACUCCCUGUGGUCCGGUUUCUCCUUUGUCAUGGAAACCGGCGUGGGGGCCGAGGGCUCAGGCCAGCCGCUCUCGUCACCUGGAUCCUGUCUGGAGAACUUCCGCAAGAUCCCGUUCAUCGAGUGCCACGGCAGGGGGACUUGUAACUUCUACACCGACUCGUACAGCUACUGGCUCGCCGCUCUCAACCCGGACGACAUGUUCAGCAAGCCAAGACCUCACACGGAAGCUGGAGACCUUCCAGAAGACUUCAUCAGUCGCUGCAGAGUGUGUUCCAAGCGUCUGUGAACACCUGGUCUCGGUCUGUCGCCGUGCCAACAAGACCGCUAGUUGUUUUAGCAACAGCACCAGUGAGGGGUCUUCUUGACUAUGGCUCCCACCAGUUCCACCAGUGCGACAAAUGUAACUAUAAUGUGUGUGUGUGUGUGUGUGUGUGUGUGUGUGUGUGUGUGUGUGUGCGUGUGUGUGUGUGUGUGUGUCACUUAACUUCCAUUCAAGCUCACUUGCCUCAAGUUGUCGUCGUUCUCGGAAGCACUUAAAAGACAGCCGGGGCCUAAUGAAAUGCAAACAUCGCAGUGUGAUGUCAUCAGCGUCCUACCAUGCCUCAUGCCGGCAGCUCCUUAGCGAUGGCUGACUGUUAAUAUGUUACCGUGGCAACCAGCUACCGCAAAGACUUCUCCAUUAGAGCGGAACAGGUGGGGUGGGGGUGGGUUUCCAUUAAAGAAUAAAUGACGGCUUUUUUCCGCCCUCCCCACUCACAUGGUGUUCUUGUUUGUGACCGAGUUGGGUCUGGUGGUUUUGGGACACAUGACCCAGGUGGGCAAAUAUUCAGGUUAGAAUCGGUAUCGGAUCAAUCCUCCACUUCUCGGUUUUCUUCUGUGUUAAUUGUCAUAAAUGUCUGGUUUUUUUUUAUGUUGUUGAAAUAUGUUUAUCUUCCCUGGUACCUCGGUUUUCGCACGAUUCAGUUUUCAUAUACUUUUUCCACUGAAAGCCGCACACUGAAAAAUUAAAGCAUGAUAUUUUUUAUUUUUUAAAAACCAAUACAAUCUAUAUUGUCAUUUUGGUAGCGUUAAAGGUCCCGGGGACCCAAAAGGGUCUCAGUCAAUAAAGUGUUCAAAACAAUUUGGUUUUUCACUUCCAAUGCUAAAAUUUUUACAGAUCAACUUAAAAAAACAAUACAAUAUAUAUUGUCAUUUUGAUAACGUUAAAGGUCCCAGGGACCCAAAAGGGUCUCAGUCAAUUAAGUGUUAAAAACAAAUUUGGUUUUCACUUCUAAUGCUAAAAUUUCUACAUAUCAACUUCAAAAACCAAUACAAUCUAUAUUGUCACUUUGGUAACGUUAAAGGUCCCGGGGACCCAAAAGGGUCUCAGUCAAUAAAGUGUUAAAAACAAUUUGGUUUUUCACUUCCAAUGCUAAAAUUUUUACAGAUCAACUUAAAAAAACAAUACCAUAUAUAUUGUCAUUUUGGUAACGUUAAAAGUCCCGGGGACCCAAAAGGGUCUCAGUCAAUUAAGUGUUAAAAACAAUUUUGUUUUUCACUUCUAAUGCUAAAUUUUUUUACAGAUCAACUUCAAAAACCAAUACAAUAUAUAUUGUCAUUUUGGUAGCGUUAAAGGUCCCGGGGACUCAAAAGGGUCUCAGUCAAUAAAGUGUUAAAAACAAUUUGGUUUUUCACUUCUAAUGCUAAAAUUUUUACAGGUCAACUUCAAAAACCAAUACAAUAUAAAUUGUCAUUUUGGUAACGUUAAAGGUCCCGGGGACCCAAAAGGGUCUCAGUCAAUUAAGUGUUAAAAACUAUUUUGUUUUUCACUUCUAAUGAUAACAUUUUUACAGAUCAACUUCAAAAACCAAUACAAUAUAUAUUGUCAUUUUGGUAGCGUUAAAGGUCCCGGGGACCCAAAAGGGUCUCAGUCAAUAAAGUGUUAAAAACAAAUUUGUUUUUCACUUCUAAUGCUAAAAUUUCUAUAGACCAACUUCAAAAACCAAUACAAUAUAUAUUGUCAUUUUGGUAACGUUAAAGGUCCCAGGGACCCAAAAGGGUCUCAGUCAAUUAAGUGUUAAAAACAAUUUGUUUUUUCACUUCUAAUGCUAAAAUUUCUACAGACCAACUUCAAAAACCAAUACAAUAUAUAUUGUCAUUUUGGUAACGUUAAAGGUCCCGGGGACCCAAAAGGGUCUCAGUCAAUAAAGUGUCAAAAACAAUUUGGUUUUUCACUUCUAAUGCUAAAAUUUCCACAGAUCAACUUCAAAAACCAAUACAAUAUAUUGCCAUUUUGGUAACGUUAAAGGUCCUGGGGACCCAAAAGGGUCUCAGUCAAUAAAGUGUUCAAAACAAUUUGGUUUUUCACUUCCAAUGCUAAAAUUUUUACAGAUCAACUUAAAAAACCAAUACAAUAUAUAUUGUCAUUUUGGUAACGUUAAAGGUCCCGGGGACCCAAAAGGGUCUCAGUCAAUAAAGUGUUAAAAACAAAUUAUUUUUUCACUUCUAAUGCUAAAAUUUGUAUAGACCAACUUCAAAAACCAAUACAAUAUACAUUGUCAUUUUGGUAACGUUAAAGGUCCCGGGGACCCAAAAGGGUCUCAGUCAAUUAAGUGUUAAAAACAAUUUAGUUUUUCACUUCCAAUGCUAAAAUUUCUAUUGACCAACUUAAAAAACCAAUACAAUAUAUUGCCAUUUUGGUAACGUUAAAAGUCCCGGGGACCCAAAAGGGUCUCAGUCAAUUAAGUGUUAAAAACAAUUUUGUUUUUCACUUCUAAUGCUAAAAUUUCUAUAGACCAACUUCAAAAACCAAUACAAUAUAUAUUGUCAUUUUGGUAACGUUAAAGGUCUUGGGGACCCAAAAGGGCCACUUUUCAAACUUCCACCAUUUCCACAUUUUUCAACCGAUUCAAACCAUUCUACCUUCAACACAUUUCACCAUCCAGGAAAUUUAAACAACAUUUUUCCCAAAUUCAAAAAAAUUCCAGGAUUUUCCAGAAUUCCUGGUUUUCCAAAGCCCUAUUUCCACCCUUUUUUCUGGCGACUACUCCUCCCACAGUUUUCAACACACUUCAACCGUUCCACCGUCAAAACAUUCCCCUUAAUCAGGACAAAAAUAACUAAGUUGUUUUUUGAACUGGAAAAAUUCCCGGUUUCUCCGAAAUUCCAGGAAUUCCGUAAUAAACAUGUUACUACUUCAACAUUUCUCGACCGAUUUGAAAAAUUCCGACACCAACCAUUUCAACUCAUUCAAAACAUUCAAGUUUUUUUUUUACCAUUUUCCAAAAAAAAAAAUUCCCGCUUUUCCCGAAAUUCCCAAAUUUGGGGGAAAUUCCCAUUGAAAUGAAUGGGACAUUCUUCAAAGUUCCACAACUCCCACAUUUUUCAUCCGAUUCAAACAGUUCCAACUUCAAAAUAUCCGGCCUGUUCAGGAAUUGUGUGCUCUACUUCAACAUUUCAAAAAAAAAUUUCCAGGAUUUCAGUUCAUUGGAGCAUUCACAAGCAAUUCCUUCAGGAAUUGCCUCAUCUGCAACUUUUUCUCAUUACAUUACACCUGUUUGCUCUCUUAUUACACUUUUAAUAAUUCUUUUUACAUCAUCUGUGGACCACAAAUGGCCCCCGGGCCGCACUUUUCCCACCCCUGGUAUCGACCAAACAUUGCAUGUAUGAACGCAGUCUGUACGCGUAUCGUUCCGCAGACUUGUGUGUGCAAACAAAGAAUCCCGCGUGUCAGUGACUCAGUCAGUGAUUUUUUUAAUUUGGUUCGCCUGCAAUAACCUACCAUGGUGCCGGAGACGUUAUGAUCGGUUAGGGCCGGACCCCCAGGAUGCAGAGACCGAGGUGACGUGCAGGAAAAAAUGUUUUUAAUCAUCACACAAAACCAAUCCACACUAAGUACAAAAACAAAGAGCAAGGAAGGGGAUGAGAUGCAAAGGCAGUAUUUUUAACAUCAUUCUGUAUGUAUUCUGUAUUUAUAUUAUUCACAUGUAAAAAAAAUACCUAAGUGUUUAUUGUGAGCGAACAGUGGUGCUGAAUUUCCCCCAGGGAUCAAUAAAGUACUUUCUAUUCUAUCAUAAUUGUAAUAUGAUGUAUUCCAUAACGAGUCUACUGAGAGAUAUACUGUAUUUUUCGAACUAUAAGUCGCAGUUUUUUUCAUAGUUUGGCCGGGGGUGCGACUUAUACUCAGGAGCGACUUAUGUGUGAAAUGAUUAACACAUUAGCGUAAAAUAUCAAAUAAUAUUAUUUAUCUCAUUCACGUAAGAGACUAGACGUAUAAGAUUUCAUGGGAUUUAUCAAUUAGGAGUGACAGAUAGUUUGGUAAACGUAUAGCAUGUUCUAUAUGUUAUAGUUAUUUGAAUUAUGCAUUUUCGCCCGGUGCAACUUAUACUCCGGUGCGACUUAUACUCCGAAAAAUACGGUAAGUGAGAAGCAUACGCUGCUUUGUAUUAGAAAUGGCAACAGUGGAGGAUGCAUGUGCAUGUACGAGCCAGUCUGCCCCAUAUCAAGAGGAUAGAGGAAAAAGAAGGAACUUAUUGACUGCAAUGGUGGACUCGCGCAAAGCUGUUUGGGUAAAUCUUGACCAUAUAUGGACAUAUCUGUCACAAAUUGGGCAAAUUCCAAAUGGCUUAUUUUGAGGAAGUAUGAAGGAUGGCAAGAUAGUUUUAUAAGUAUCUCCCCAAGCAGGUACCACACUGCAAAAAGUCAGUGUUCAAAAACAAGAAAAUAAAAUAAAAUUAGGGGUAUUUUAUUUGAACUAAGCAAAAUUAUCUGCCAAAAGAACAA